This is a messenger RNA of Oncorhynchus mykiss (rainbow trout), 1354 nucleotides long. RefSeq names its product transmembrane protein 238. NCBI's taxonomy places the organism in Eukaryota, Metazoa, Chordata, Actinopteri, Salmoniformes, Salmonidae. The record is from RefSeq and is a predicted model, not a curated record.
UUAUUCAUUUAUGAGUCACUGUUUUUACCUGCCAGUGAAGAACCGGAAAGAUACAGUUUGAGUGGAUUCUACUUACAUUUUUAAGAGAUAAACAUUGAAAAGAUACUAAUCAAAACGCAUUUGCACCUGUGAUGAGGUGAGUGACCAUGGCGCAGCACUAUGAUGGUCUGUCCCACUGUAAGCUGGCCCUGGCGUUUGCCAUACUGAUGGACUUGCUAGGUGUGUCUGCUCUGCUGGUGGGGGUCUUUGCCCCAUUAGAGAUUAAGGGACAGGACUUUGGGGACCUGCUGGUGUACUCUGGGGCUCUACUGAUGCUCAUGUCCCUGGGAGGAUGGGUCAUGUGGUACAGCGGGAACCUUGAGGGCCUGACCUCCAGGAAGGAGCUAGGGGGAACCAUGGGUGCCAUGGACCGGCUGGCCCGCUCCCUCAGCCGCAGGAUACGACUCCCCAGGAGCCACAGUAGCCCCUCAUGAUGCUUCAUGGUCAGGCGUAGGAGAAGGGUGUGGUUGUAGGGGAGGGUCCUCACUGUCUCCAUUAGACUAUCGGCCCCUGAUAGUCAAACUACCUGGGGGUCUGGGAGCAGUAUUGUUGGCAUUGAGGGAGUGCUGUUAAAUGAACCAGGCUAUGGCCCGUGAUGUGAACAGGCAAAAGCGGGGUUGGGAGGAGCACCCUUCUCAAACCUAACAGUAAUCUGUGCCGUUAGUUCAUGUUGUCAUCAAGGCAGCAUAUUUUCACAUUUUCAAACUAGUUUGAAGGCAGAUAGUCUUUUUAUCAAAAAGCAAUCAUUUGUGUAUGUAAAAACCCAGAAUCCUACUCACUAUUCCAUGUGAUUAACCUGUCACUUUUUUUGGAGGAGCUGACUUCGCCGUCGGCCAAAACGGGGCACUGGGCUCAAGACCGGGAGGGAGCCUGUUUCCAAAACUAAUGUAAUCAACUCUAACCCGCUUCACCUGGGGCAGGAAUAAGAUUACAUUUUUAAGAGACAUUUUUUAUAGAACUCCCUCAUUCUUUAACCCAAGUUCCACCGCCUCCACGGUUGGAAGAGACUUACAUACUGCUAGUUCACUAGUGUCAAUUGCAAGAUGUAAAAACAGUCGGUCAUUGCUUUUUAUUGUCACUUGACCUUUGCUGAAACACCUCCGGUAGAUAACAGAAUUGUACAGACUGUCUGAAUAGGAUUUUAAACAAUCAAGCAUGGAGGCUAUUCAUAGUUCACUUGGUUGGUUUGUUUAGGCUUGAAUCUGUAAAUAAUUGGUCUUUAUAUUCAUAAUAAUCCAUGUUUUGUGGUUCUUUGAAUCAUUAUAGGGUUUUUGUAUUAAAUUAUAAAAUUGUAUUAAAACUAUAAAAUAACUUA